AUGGUUCGGAAUACAUUAGGCGAAGUACAAUUACGUCAUCAAGUUCUGUAUGAUCGAAGAAUACAUGGCCAGCCAUUUAAUCCUGGGGAUAGAGUGUGGCUUUAUUCAACUGUGAUCCCAAAGGAUGGACAUCGUAAAUUGCACUACCCCUGGACUGGCCCAUAUCUCAUCCUGGAGCGACUAUCUGAUGUUAAUUAUAAAAUUCAGAGUGUCAGUAAUCCACCACGCAUUGUCAUCGUUCAUUUUGAUAGAUUGAAGUUAUGUGUACCUAGGACCAGAUUUCAGAGGGAGACCCUUCCAUCUCUGCCCAUGGACAAUACCAGACCACCACAGAAUGUUGGUGAUUAUGCGGAGCUUGUUGAGAAUGAGGACCCUCCGGUUCCCAACAAUCAGGCUCCACCCCAUGCCACUCCUCCAUCUCCCCCUCCUCGUUAUCCCCGUCGUACCCAUCGCCCACCGGACUGGCUCAUAUUACACUGA
Messenger RNA from Amphimedon queenslandica, 480 nucleotides. RefSeq lists its product as uncharacterized. The transcript has a single exon. The record is from RefSeq and is a predicted model, not a curated record. Bases 1 to 480 code for a protein of 159 amino acids. Lineage: Eukaryota; Metazoa; Porifera; Demospongiae; Haplosclerida; Niphatidae.